Mytilus trossulus (common blue mussel) is the source of this 1783-nucleotide messenger RNA. RefSeq lists its product as uncharacterized. Gene Ontology annotation, molecular function: DNA binding. The coding region runs from base 1 to 1737 and encodes 578 amino acids. The record is from RefSeq and is a predicted model, not a curated record. Gene Ontology annotation, biological process: DNA integration; DNA recombination. Lineage: Eukaryota; Metazoa; Mollusca; Bivalvia; Mytilida; Mytilidae. The transcript has 2 exons.
AUGGACACAUCGGAAUUGUGGGAUUCAGAUUUCGACCUAGAGACAGCCUUACAAAACAUAGAAAACUUUGAAUACCAGGAAAAUUUAAGUACACAACCAUUUGGAACAUUUUCACUAGACGUUCCCAAUGUCAAUCACUGGACAUUUAAGACAAAUCAAACUACUGACACUGAAAAACAAGAAGAUACAACACAAAAUAUCAAUCACACAUCAAAUUUACCACCUAACAUAGACUUUCUGGAAGACAGCAAUGAUUUUCAUGAUAUAAUUCUAGAGACAAUAUCUGAAACAAAUACUGGUACUGAUAUAAAUGUAGCUACAUGUUCUUCAAAUGUCAACAAAACAGCUACAUGUAUUGCCCCUCCAAGUUGCUCAAAGUCUGAUAAAUUCAACAAGAGAUUUGAACAGAUAAAUGAAAAUGAAAGAGAGCAAUUUAUGCUUGACAGAGAGAAUGACAAUACUAAAAGAAAAAUGAAAAGUUGUGUAAAGAUUUUUACUGAUUACAUUUUAAGUAUCAGAAAUGUUCAAGAGGAGAUCUUUAAUAUUGAUCCAAAACAGUUAGAUGAGUAUCUACAAGAAUUUUAUGUUGGUCUCAGAAAAGAAAAUGCCAAAGAAGGCGAAUCAAAUGAGUAUCAACCCAGCACACUUGAUGGGUACAUGUCCAUGAUUUGCCGAUAUCUGAAGCAAAAUGGAUAUAAAUAUGACAUUAAAAUAGAUGAUGAGUUUAAGAAAUCCAGAGAUUGCCUCAAAGCAAAAAAACAACAACUGAAAGAGAUGGGAAUGGGCAACCGACCAUAUGUUUCAGACGCAGUGGAAUUAUCUGAUGAGGAGACCAUGAUAGAGGCAGGGUCAUUAGGCAUGGACAACCCUGAAGGUCUGGUCACUCUCCUGUGGUACUUAAAUACACGAAAUUUUGGACUACGUGGAUGCCAUGAGCAUAGGCAGUUGAAGUGGGGGGAUGUUAAAUUGGUUGCUACCCCAGAAAAACACCUGGUCUAUAAUGAGCGACUCACAAAAACAAGGGAUGGAACAAACUGCAAAAAUACCAGAGCAUAUGCGCCUAAAGCAUGGAUAAACCAUGACAAUCCCGAAAAAUGUCAUGUAUCUGCAUACGAGAAGUAUAAAAAUCACAGACCGCAAGAAAUGCAGAAUGACACCAGUCCAUUUUAUCUUGGAAUAAACCAUUCUAAAAAAGGCAAAGCGGUCACUUGGUACAAGAACAUGCCUAUGGGUGAAGGAAAGCUUCGCACACUGAUGAAAUCUGCAGCAACAAAAGCCAACAUAACAGACAAAAAACUCACAAAUCAUUCUGGUCGUAGGACAGCUGUAACACGUCUUAUAGAAGAGGGCCUUCCAUUAACUGUUGUUCAACAGCAUACAGGCCAUAAAAACAUUCAAUCCCUCUUAUCAUAUCAGAAAAACAGUCUUAAGAAACAAAAAGAAAUAGCACAUGUGUUAGAUGGUGGUUCUUCCGAGUCAGUAUCAAACAGUAAAGGUCAACCAGAACAAAGAUCUGAAAGUCCAGGUGUACCAACUAAAUCAGAUCAAAACAACAAUACAGACACUUCUCAACUUAAAAAUUCAGCAAUGCUCUUUCCACAGGGAACUAUAAUAAAUGGAGGAAAUUUCAAUUUCAAUUUUGGAAAUUCAACUACUUCAAGUACUUGCCAAGAUGACAAUGCUGGUCCAAAACCCAAGCGCAGACGUGUUCAGGUUAUUGAAUCAGACAGUGACUGAUCUACUGAUAUAUUAAUCUAUACAUUUGUUUCAUACAUGAAAUAAU